AUGGCCAGUCUUUAUCUGGUGCGUCACGUCAUUCUGACAAAGCCCAGUCUCGGUUGGUACGGAAAAUGCUGUUACAGUCAACCCGUUGUCCUGCCAGUCCGCUUGUCUGCUGUACAAAGUUGUCCGGUCACUUCACCUUUUCGAGCCGGACAUUCGAGUCCCGUUGCCAGCAAUUUGCCCCGGAUUCCCAGCUCGGUUUCCACUGCCGCCAAUGCAGGAUUGACGAACUUGACGGUGCCGAUUACCUCAUCUUCGGGACCGGUGAGCCGGCCCCAAUCGCAGCCAAUUCUUCCGCCGUCUGAGUCCGAGGAUGUCUGGCAUCAGUUUCAGGCUCGUCUAGAGGCCUGUUGCCGACGUGUUGGACGUGGCUACUGUCAGCAUGCCUCACGCUGCCUCACAGUCGCUCUACUCCUCGGGCUUUUGCUCAUCCUCACCAAGCAUUUGGUCGUCUUCAGAUACGUCGAUCUGGACAGCCGAAUGGGCUGCUACAGCCAGGCUCCGGCAGAAUGGCGCGACUACUUCGACUUUGUCACUCAGGCGGUACUCUCCUAUUGCAUCAUUUUCCCGGCCAACAUUAUCGUCUACCGAGCCAUCCGGCGCCACCAGCAGAGCCUGACGAGAAUGAGGAUGUCGGCGAUCCGUGGCAGCCAGAGCCAUCAGCACCACCAUCACCAGCUCCACCCACAGCACCAGUACAAUCCGCACAAAGGAAGGAGGAUACAGCCGUGCACAACAGCCACAGUGACACAACGCCAGAAUCAGAUACAGGCAGGUGGAGUUGAAAGAAUACCGUCUUGUACACAGCUCCAUAGCAUUUUUCCACUGCGACUUCGCAUUCAUACAUAA
Molecule: messenger RNA, 846 nt
Organism: Protopolystoma xenopodis
Lineage: Eukaryota; Metazoa; Platyhelminthes; Monogenea; Polystomatidea; Polystomatidae
Source: the annotation of a GenBank genome assembly